Molecule: messenger RNA, 2168 nt
Organism: Suhomyces tanzawaensis NRRL Y-17324
Lineage: Eukaryota; Fungi; Ascomycota; Pichiomycetes; Serinales; Debaryomycetaceae
Exons: 1
Coding region: 78-2108 (676 amino acids)
Biological process (GO): mitochondrion inheritance
Cellular component (GO): mitochondrial inner membrane
Source: RefSeq, a predicted model, not a curated record
CGUCACCACAUUGAAUUAAUUGAAAAAGUUCACCACAACUUCAUCCCAACUUCAUUCAGAGUUCAACACUCGACAUAAUGUUUCCUCUUGGAUUGAGGCGAACCUAUUUAGGAGGCUUGACACGGGUAUCCAGAAAUUUGUAUGGUCUUGUGACUUUCAAGGGUCCAGAAAUUAGGCCACUAGUUAUCGGCAAACCAGCCAGUUUGCCAUGGAUAAAAUUUCUUCAAAAACGACAAGCAAGCGGGUCGCCUGCCCUCUUCAGGAGCCAGCAACUGCUUCCUUCGACUUUGCUCUUGGGCGUCAAUACCGCAAGAGCUUUCACCACACACUCGGCCAACCCCCAAAAGGCAUCUCAUGAUAAAGAGCCUGAACCCACCGCAUCUAAAAUCACCAAGGCCAAUCUCCUCUCCGAGGCCAACAACACCUUUUCUAGAACUCUUGUACAUAUUAAGUGGCCGUUGCUUCGUGGAAACCGCAACACGUCUGCGUUGGACAUCACCUCUGCAUUCAUCUCAUGGUUGGUCAUGGGAAACCUCCUAUGGAUCAUUUUGGGAACAACUACCUUUGGCUUGGUUGCAAUGUAUUGCAUUCAUUAUUUGGAUAAUUUGUGGUACAAGUUCAGCCAGCUGGAAGAUGAAGAGAACACCAACGACAAUAGCGUUUUGGGCACAUUAACCAGUAUGGUGCUUGCCCAUGGCUUGGGGAUGAAAAUCGAAUUUCAAAAGGGAAACAUCUUGCCCGAACUCAGAGAGGGAAAGUUGAGAUUCAGGAACUUCACAGUGAGUUCUUCUGUGGGCCAAGAUGAGGAAGAAGACAAAAUGUACCAAUUUUCGGCCAAAGUCGAAGCUAUGGAUAUCACAUUGUCGUUCAAAAAAUGGUACGAAGGAAAUGGCCUCAUCAACGACAUGGAGAUUUUUGGACUCCACGGUGAAGUCUUCAAAUCAGAGAGAUUAAACACCACAGAUAAUAUCCAUGAAAGUAUCCAUUUCCAGUACGACGUUAACGACUACAAUCUUGAGGCAUUAUCUGUGCCACCUCAACCACAGGCAAAGGUAAAAUCAUUCCUUGAUUCCGAUUAUCAAUUAGAUCAUUUGAAAAUAAGAGAUUCCUACUUCGAAAUAUUCAGUGAUUCGUCGAAAUCAAACGUUCCUUUGAGAGUCACGAUUUUCAGUUGUGACUUGCCACAAUUGAGAGGUGACAGAGUAUUAAUUGAUUUCUUCAAUGCGAACAACGUUAGUGGCGCAUUGAAUGACUCCAUGUUCACUAUACAUAAACGUCAAAACGUUACUAACUAUGGCGAUACGCAAGAAAUUAAUGAGAAUAAAAUUGUUCGAUGCAAGAUUAACGGCAUAAACUUAGGUGCAAUUUCAAAAUCAAACCCGAACCUGAAGUUCAACUGGUUAGUUAAUGGUUCUGCGGAAAUCACCGCAGAUAUUACCAUACCCAAUUUGAAUGAAGAAGAAUUUCAAUUCGUCAAUGAAUACAGAAGAGUCAGUAACGCACUUUCCAGUAUUGUGUCAGAUUUCGUGAGCGUCACCAAUCCGGAACCCGAAUCUAAAGACAAUGGAGAUUUGUCUGAAUCAAAUACGCUCUUGCAAGGUGCAUUAGCAGCCAUUUAUCACACCUUCUCAAAACCAACUAAUGACAGAACGCCAGGAAAAUCUAACUACGUUAUGGUAAACGUUAAAAUCAAAUUUUCAGACUUGAAAGCAAGUUUACCACAGCAUUUGCCAUACUCUUCAACUGGGGUCCCAUUUAUUUCUUUGCAAAAUCUUAGAUCCUUGAUUGCUUGUAUCAAUACGUUGUAUACUGGGUCUCCCACACUUGAUAACUCUUCUUCAAGUUCACCUUCUCCCACAAAAAUUACUUUCAACGCACACAAUCCACUAAUAAUUAAAACCACAGUUAUUGAAAAAGUUACUGAUCUUUAUAAUAUCGAUAAUUUGGGACAAACAAAGAUUGUUGACUCAAUCAUUAGUGAUGUUUAUGAAGACUUGCUCAAACUAGUGAAGGCCAAUGAAAGAAAUAUCAUCAGCGAGAGGUCAAAUUUGUGGUCUCACUCGAUUGCUAGUCAAUUGUUGUUGUUGGGAUUGGGAGUAAUUGUAUAAUGUCAUCUUUUUCAGAGCAUUGCUCUCUUUUUAAUGAAUCACGAAAGGGUACGCCUAUUA